This is a messenger RNA of Humulus lupulus (European hop), 2496 nucleotides long. RefSeq lists its product as uncharacterized. The record is from RefSeq and is a predicted model, not a curated record. The coding region runs from base 107 to 2131 and encodes 674 amino acids. Lineage: Eukaryota; Viridiplantae; Streptophyta; Magnoliopsida; Rosales; Cannabaceae. Gene Ontology annotation, biological process: proteasome-mediated ubiquitin-dependent protein catabolic process. Gene Ontology annotation, cellular component: GID complex. Gene Ontology annotation, molecular function: protein binding. The transcript has 8 exons.
AGGCUUCGCUUUUUUUCUUCUCCCGCGGAGCUCGGUGGCUCGGUCGCUUCGCUUGCUCUCUCAGAUAUCUUAUGACAAUCAAUAAUCCAACGUCUUCCUCAAGACGAUGCCCACCUCAGCCUCACCACCGCCCUCCGCCUCCGACAUCAGCGUCGCUGUGUCCGCCACGCGCCGCCAUUCGGACCUCCUUCCUAGACUAACCUCCUCCGACUCCCAUGUUCAGGUCAAGGCUCUCAGGGAGCUCAAGAACCGCAUCAUCGGGAAUCGGACUAAGAAGCUUUUUUUCAUUAAGCUCGGCUUAGUUCCUGCUGUAGCCGAUAUCCUCGGCUCCAAAGCCGAAGCCGUUGUCCGAGACGAUCGUGACUCCGAUCUUCUUAUCCAGUCCGCUGCUGUCAUUGGUAGCUUUGCAUGCGGCUUCGACGCCGGAGUCCAUGCCGUCCUCGAUGCCGGAGUGUUCCCUAGCCUCGUUAGACUCUUAUCUCAUCGUGAUGAGAAGGUUGUGGAUGCCGGGGCUCGAUCUUUGCGAAUGAUAUAUCAAUCAAAGCUUGCACCAAAAUAUGAAUUUAUUCAACAGAAAAACAUGGAGUUUCUUCUUUCGUUAUUGAAUAGUGAGAAUGAAAAUGUAACUGGGCUUGGUGCAAGCAUUAUAAUGCAUUCUUGCAAGACAGUCGCAGAGCAGAAGGCAUUGUGUCAAGCUGGGGUUCUAAAGAAAUUUAUUGGCCUUCUUCAGGGUUCUCUAAGUCAGAGAGAUGCUAGUUUGGAGUCUUUAGCUACUAUUAUAAAAAACAAUGUUGAAGCUGUUUCUGAGUUUGUGGGAUCGGAUAGUGGAAGAUCUUUGAGUUCUGUGAUUGAGUUAACAACGGAUAGGUAUCCUCGGACAAGAUUACUGGCCUCUUUGUGCUUGAUUGUUAUAAGGAACACUUGUCCUUGCUACCUGCAAGAUAUAGCCAUCAAAACCAAGUUGGUGCAUCUUUUACUUGAGCUUCAUGAUGAUCCUGGUCAAGUCGGAGACGAAGCCUCCUUUGCCUUUUCUAGUUUAAUAGCUGGAAGGGAGGAUCUUCAAAAACUAGCAUUUGAGGCUAAUGCCAUUGAUAAACUGUACAACCACUUGCAGAAAGGUGCACUACAUCCCAAACGUGUUGAAGGCAUAUUGUUGGCAUUGGCUGAUCUAUGCUCAAAGUUGGAUAGCUGCAGGUUUAAGUUCCUUACACUGAAGGCAUUGAACUUGGUAAUAGAUGGGCUAACUCAAGAUAGUUCUGCUGUACGUGCUGCAGCUUGCAUUUGCUUAAAAAGUGUCUCUCGAUCAAUCAAGAGUUUGUGUGCAGGAGAUUUCAUGGAUGAAACAAUUGUAUUUCCCUUGGUUCAACUUUUACAGGAUCCUUCUACUUCUGUCCAGGUUGCAGCUCUCAGUGCUAUUGGCAACAUUGUUCUUGAUUUUACCAAACGUAGGUCCAUUUUCAUACGAUGUGGAGGUGCAACACAACUAGUUCAGUUAUCAAAAUCAAUGGAUUCAGCUUUGAGAUUAAAUGCCUUGUGGGCCUUAAGAAACUUGAUGUUUCUUGCGGAUACCACAUGUAAGGAAAGCAUAUUUGGAGAACUUGAAGCUUCCUCAUUGGCAAGCCUUGUCUGUGAUUCUGAGCCUGUAGUCCAGGAGCAAGCUCUGGCACUUGUCCGAAAUCUUAUUGAUGGAUGUGCGAACUGUAUUGAGUUCGUAUUUGCUGAAGACGGUAUUAUUUUACAUGCCGUUGGAAGGAAAUUGCAGAGUGUUCCUAAAGUUGAAAUUGCUAUACAGGGAAUGUAUUUGCUCUGCAAUGUUGCAAGUGGGAACGAAUUUCACAAGGAUGCCGUAAUGAACCAACUUGUUAAACAAACAGACAAUGGGGUGGUGCAAUCUUUUAUGAUUGAGUUUUUGCAGAGCAGCGACAGUCGAUUACGUACAGCUGCUGUCUGGACCAUAAUAAAUCUCACUUUUCCAUCAGUUCCCGGUGCAUCUGAUCGUGCAUCAAAACUAAGAAAUGCUGGCAUAUUUUCUCAAGUAAAGAGCAUGGUCAAUGAUCCUUGCCCAGAAGUAAAGCUUCGCAUAAGAACAGCACUUGGGCAAUUUACGACUUCUGGUGAUGGUUCAACAUGAUGCCCUUUCCCCCCCAAUCCGUAGGGGACCCAACGAAGUUAAACAACCAUUUGUUGCAGCUUGGUGUAUCUUAUGCUCUGGUUCUUUUUGAAUGGAGUUUCAGCCUUCCCGGCUGUGGCUUGCCAGUGCAUGGUAUGCUUCAAUCAACGUUUACAUGACAUGUUUAUCGUCGUAAGGGCAAAAUAUUAUUUUUUGUAUAUUGUUCAAAGAAAUUAUAUCAUAUGUGAUUGAGGGUUGCCUUAGCAGUUAGAUGUCAUUUAUAAUAGGGCAAAUGUUCAUGUAGUAAAUUUUUGUCUUCGAUCCACCCGACAAACAACGAGUGUAAACGGAAGCUUUCAAACAAAGCUGGCUGUCAAUUUUACUUA